This is a messenger RNA of Limulus polyphemus (Atlantic horseshoe crab), 3958 nucleotides long. It is a transcript of the gene Cse1, whose product is annotated as exportin-2-like. Gene Ontology annotation, biological process: protein export from nucleus; protein import into nucleus. The transcript is spliced from 26 exons. Bases 63 to 2972 code for a protein of 969 amino acids. Gene Ontology annotation, cellular component: cytosol; nuclear envelope. NCBI's taxonomy places the organism in Eukaryota, Metazoa, Arthropoda, Merostomata, Xiphosura, Limulidae. The record is from RefSeq and is a predicted model, not a curated record. Gene Ontology annotation, molecular function: small GTPase binding; nuclear export signal receptor activity.
GUCGAGAGUACGUGCGCAGUGGCGAGAUACAUAUUUGAAUAGGUAGUAAAUUUGCCGGUAAGAUGGAAAUCAAUGAUGGAAACUUAACUACCCUGGCUGGGUAUCUUCAACAGACAUUGUCCUCGGAUGUGGAUGUAAGGAAACCAGCUGAAAAAUUUCUUCAGUCUGUUGAAGUAAACAAAAACUAUCCCAUUCUGUUGCUUCACCUGGUGGACAAGGCUGAAGCUGAAAUCACAAUUAGAGUAGCUGCAGCCAUUGCCUUUAAAAAUUACAUAAAGAGAAACUGGAAAGUUCAUGAAGAUUCCACUGACAAAAUUCAUCCCGAGGACCGAACAACAGUGAAAAACUUGAUAGUUGCAUUGAUGCUACGAAGUCCAGAACAGAUUCAGAGACAGAUGAGUGAUGCUGUUAGUAUUAUUGGAAGAGAAGAUUUUCCAGAACGUUGGCCGAAUCUUCUGCAAGAAAUGAUCAACCAUUUUAAAAGUGGAGAGUUUCAUAUCAUUAACGGAGUCCUGCAGACAGCUCACUCACUCUUCAAGAGAUACCGAUAUGAAUUCAAAUCCCAAGAUUUAUGGACAGAAAUUAAGUACGUGUUGGACAACUUUGCCAAACCUCUCACUGAGCUUUUCGUUGCAACUAUGGAACUAGCGAACAAGUAUUCAGACAACCCUGAAGCUUUGAAAGUGAUCUUCAGCUCUCUUGUACUGAUUGCCAAGAUUUUUUACAGCCUCAAUUAUCAGGAUUUGCCAGAGUUUUUUGAAGAUAAUUUAGACACUUGGAUGACACAUUUCAAAACUCUAUUAACUGUUGACAACAAACUUUUGAAGACAGACGAAGAUGAAGAAGCUGGUCUUUUGGAACAACUGAAGUCUCAAAUAUGUGAAAAUGUUGCCCUGUAUGUACAAAAAUAUGGAGAGGAAUUUACUAAGCAUGUUCCUGACUUUGUACGAGCUGUAUGGCAUCUCCUAACUUCUACUGGUCAGCAAGUCAAAUAUGAUUUGCUAGUAAGCAAUGCCAUUCAUUUUCUGUCAGCUGUAGCUGAUCGCCCACAGAAUAAAGAGCUGUUUGAAGAUCCUACUAUCCUUAGUUCUAUAUGUGAAAAUGUCAUUGUACCAAACAUGGAGUUUCGAACUUCAGAUGAAGAACUGUUUGAAGAUAAUCCUGAUGAAUACAUCAGGAGGGAUAUCGAAGGUUCAGAUGUUGACACAAGGCGAAGAGCAGCUUGUGAGUUAGUGAAAGAAUUAGCCAGAUUUUUUGAAGCUCAGAUAACACAAGUAUUUUCUCAGUACAUCACAGCAAUGCUACAGACUUAUGCAAAAGAUCCUUCUAGCCAUUGGAAGAAUAAAGAUGCAGCAAUUUAUCUAGUCACAUCCAUGGCUGCUAAAGGACAAACAGUAAAACAUGGCAUUACUCAAACCAGUGAACUUGUAAACAUUUCUGACUUUUUUCGGGAAUAUAUCAGUCCAGACUUAGAAAGUCCAAAUGUGAACGAAUUCCCAGUUCUCAAAGCUGAUGCAAUAAAGUAUGUCAUGAUAUUCAGGAGUCAGCUUCCACGAGAAGUAGUUCUUGCAUGUGUGCCUCGUCUAGUAAUGUUACUCACUUCUUCCAGUCAUGUAGUUCACACUUAUGCGGCCCAUGCCUUAGAACGCAUUUUCACUCUUCGUGACAGAUCUGGAAAACCUAGUAUAACACCUACAGACAUUCAAGGUAGUGCUGAAAUGCUUCUAAAAAAUCUCUUCAGUGUUAUAGACAUGCCUGGCUCAGAAGAAAAUGAAUAUGUUAUGAAAGCUAUUAUGAGAACAUUUUCCUUGCUUCAAGAGGCUGUUGUCCCAUAUCUAUCAACACUUCUUCCCAAGCUGACAACAAAGCUAUUACAAGUUAGCAAGAACCCAAGCAAGCCACAUUUUAACCACUAUUUAUUUGAGACUUUAAGUUUGUCCAUUCGAAUUGUUUGCAAAUCCACUACUAGGGCUGUUUCCACGUUUGAGGAAGCCCUUUUCCCAGUUUUUCAGGAAAUUUUGCAGCAGGAUGUUCAAGAGUUUAUUCCUUAUGUUUUUCAAAUUCUGUCUGUACUGCUGGAGUUCCACAACACAUCAGUCCCAGAAACAUAUAUGUCACUUUUCCCAUGUCUCCUUUCUCCUGUAUUGUGGGAGCGACCUGGAAACAUUCAUCCAUUAGUUAGACUUAUACAAGCUUACAUUGAAAAGGGAGCUCAGCAGGUGGUAUCCACAAACAAACUGUCUGGAUUACUAGGUGUCUUUCAAAAAUUGAUUGCAUCGAAGUCAAAUGACCAUGAAGGUUUCUACAUUAUGCAAAGUUUGAUCCAGUAUUUGAAUCCAGAAGCUCUGGAACAGUAUAUAAAACAGGUGUUUAUUCUGCUUUUCCAAAGGUUACAGAAUUCUAAAACAACAAAAUAUAUCAAAGGACUUCUAGUGUUUUUUUCCAUGUUUGCUUACAAGUAUGGAGGGAGUGUGCUGAUCAACACAGUUGAUGGCAUUCAGCCUAAGAUGUUUGGUAUGGUUCUGGAACGACUCUAUAUCCCAGAAGUUCAGAAGGUUUCGGGUAAUACAGAAAGAAAAAUUUGUGCUGUAGGCAUCAUAAAAAUUCUUACCAACACACCUGAGCUACUUGGAGAUUAUUCCAUGUUCUGGGCUCCUCUUCUUCAGGCUUUGAUUGGUCUGUUUGAAUUGCCAGAAGAUGAUACUAUUCCUGAUGAUGAGCAUUUCAUUGAAAUAGAUGAAACCCCUGGGUAUCAAACAGCUUACUCACAUCUAGUAUUUGCUGGUAGUCGGGAACAGGAUCCUUUCAAUGGCACAAUACCAGAUGCUCGUGUAACUCUUGCACAGAAUCUACACAAGCUCUCAGUCAGCCAGCCUGGAAAGUUGACACCUCUCAUAUCAUCAGGCCUUGCUCCUGAUGCAGCUGCUCAUCUCUACAAAUACCUGCAAGCUGCUAAUGUCCAACUGGCCUAAAGAGCUCAUCUGUUUCCAGACCUUGUGUUGUUCCUUCGCAUCAUUACAUGUUAAUGAAAUGCAGAAAUAUCAAGAAGACACAAAAGCAUAUAACACAGAUUGAAGAAACACCUCAGGAAUCAGGAUAUAAAAUAAACCAGCAUCAAAAGCUUUUUAGAUAAAUAAUACAAAAUAAAGUAAUCCUUAAAAAUGAACAAAACAAUAAAGUAGUUGUUGUUUUUUUAAUUUAAGUCAUCUGUAUCACUCUUAGAUAAGUCCAAUGUAAUAAAAAGGUUUUUUGAAAUAGGUUAAAGAUCAAAACAUUUUGAUUAACAGUGUUUAAAAAGAAACGUGAUACCUUAUUUAAUAUGUUCAAAGCCUAGAAAAUGGACUUUUUGUUGCAAAGACACUUAUUUUUCUCAUGUUUUAACAAGAGUAAGUUGUACAUAAAUUGCUUCAAAAUCUAGCUUUAAGAUUCCAUGUUAGUCUUCUUUUCAAUAAAACACCUUUUUAUUAAAUAUUCUGCUGUAUUUUUGUUAUUGUAAAAAAAAAUAACUAAAAUAUUAAACUAAAAUUAAAUGUUUACAGAUUUUUUUGUAGUUACGAAAGUGUAUUUUAAUAAAAUAUCUAAACUGUAACUAUGCAGUUAAAGUUCAUUGUUAGAGACCCUGAGCACUAAUGUUAGAAGUUUAUGUAAUCGUUUUUGAAAAUUGUGAGAUUAAGAAAGUUCUUGGUGCCAUUCGUAUUAUAACUAGUUAAAAAUUAAUUAGGUGCGUUUAUGAGUUUUUACAUUUCUAAAAACAAAAUUGCCUUGCUCACAAUAUAGAAGAACUAAUUACCAGAAUGCAUACAGUUUGUUCUUCAAGCCAAUACAAGAUGGAGAAUUUUCACCUUAACUAUGUUGAAAUGCUUACAUAUUUUUUAUCCAAGUUCCAACAAGGGUGUAUUAUUGUACUUCAUGAUACCAAGCUAUUAGGAAAUAUACAAAGUUUACUUAUGCUUCAGAA